AUGCCCGUGUUACAAGUCACCGCAUACGAGUCUUUGGACUUUGAGCAUGCGAUGCAACACGCAAGGAGCUCACAGGUUUGUGCGUACGUGAUCAGGAAGGCCCUCAUUCGCAAACACUACCUUUCAAACACCGUGUCCACCUGGCUCGUCAAGAAUCCGGAUAGUGUCCUGGCCAAACAUUUCCGUCCCUGUGUCCAUUUCGAACUAGAUUAUGCAGAGUUUCUAGACGAAGCUUUGGUGGAUGCCUGGGACCUGAAUGAGAGCAUGGCUGAAAAUGAGCGGACAACAUCCACAGAAUCGAAAGACUGGUGGAUUUUGAAGCCUGGUAUGAGCGAUGGUGGGAAUGGCAUCAGACUAUUUUCCAGCUUCGAAGAACUCCAGGCCAUUUUCGAAGAUUGGGAGGAAUCCGACUCUGAGCUCGACGAGGAAGCUGAAACUGUUGACCAUCAGGCCGAAGAUAUCACUGAGGACCAACGAGAUGUCUCGAACCAGGAUCACGCCAUGACAUCUCAACUCAGACACUUUAUAGCUCAACCCUACAUCGACCCACCUCUGCUGCUGGAAGCGUACGGCAAUCGGAAAUUUCAUAUCCGUGCAUACGUAUUGGCAGUUGACGCGCUCAAGGUCUUUGUGUAUAGAGAAAUGUUGGCCUUAUUCGCAGCCAAGCCAUAUCAAUCUCCAGGCCACAGCGCAGAUGAAGACAUUCUGGACCUCGCACAACACUUGACAAAUACCUGUUUCCAGGACGAAGAGACCAAGAGCUCCUCUGUCCACCGCUUCUGGCACCUCGAAUCACCUAACAUGCGAUCUGAUUGGAAAGAAAGGGUAUUCCAGCAGAUUUGCGACGUUACUGGUGAAGUCUUCGAGGCGGCUGCCCGGGAGCAGAUGGUACAUUUCCAGGCAUUGCCUAAUGCCUUUGAAGUUUUUGGUGUUGAUUUUCUGGUCGACGCAGAUGCAAACGUUUGGCUCCUCGAACUGAAUGCAUACCCCGACUUUAAACAGACAGGAUCGGACCUUCAAGAAGCUGUUGUCGGAGGCCUUUUCCGUGAAGUCAGUCGUGCAGCCGUCGGACCCUUUUUUGGCAGUGCCACCCAUGCAAGCUCUCAAAUGCCUUUGGUACGAGCCCUCAAUUUGGGCCGUGGCUGA
Molecule: messenger RNA, 1146 nt
Organism: Exophiala oligosperma
Lineage: Eukaryota; Fungi; Ascomycota; Eurotiomycetes; Chaetothyriales; Herpotrichiellaceae
Exons: 1
Coding region: 1-1146 (381 amino acids)
Biological process (GO): protein modification process
Cellular component (GO): P-body
Source: RefSeq, a predicted model, not a curated record